AUGCCACCCAUUCGUAACCGUGUGGUUACCAGAAGCCGCAAGGAACGCGAGCAGAAUUUUAUUUCACCCGCAAGAGGACGCGGACGAAGGCGCCAACCCCAAAUGCAACAAGCCCCUCAGACCACACCAACGAGGGCCAUCAUUAAUGUGGCCGGUGCCAGUAUUGAAACAGAUACCCACUACCAGACCGGGGUCGAAGCCGGACAGCCCGGUAUCAAUACAGAGCCAAUAGUAACGGAAAGCGGUUCAACCAUGCAUGCAACAGGUGUGGCGGAAGACACUCGGCAGCCAAGUGCACGAGCCCAAAACAGUUCUAGCCUUCUCACUUCCGCUUGUCCACUAGGAAAAACUCCAGUUAAUGUUCACAUACUGUCUAACUAUUUACAUAAUUAUAAGGGAAAAUCGGUAGUUCUAAAUGGUUUUACACAUGGUUUCAAUUUACAGUACAAUGGUCCCAGAUCUUUUAGGGAGGCAAAAAAUCUCAAAAGCAUUUAUGAACAUCCAGAAGUUGCACAAGAAAAGAUACACAAAGAAGUUUCCUUACAAAGGGUUGGGGGUCCCUUCGAUCAUCCCCCUUUUCCCUCUUUACAGAUCUCACCUUUGGGUCUUGUCCCUAAAAAAGAUGGUGACUACCGUCUCAUUCAUCAUUUAUCCCACCCUGAAUUUAACUCCAUAAAUCAUUUUAUCGAUCCAUUGGCCUGUUCAGUCCAUUAUGCUUCAGUUGAUGAUGCUGCAGCCAUGGUUGCCACUUUGGGUCCUGGAACACUUUUAGACAAGUCUGAUAUUAAAUCUGCAUUUCGCCUCCUUCCAGUGGCAUGCUCAGACUUCGAAUUGUUGGGGUUUAAAUUUAACAACAAAUAUUACUACGAUAAAAUGAUGCCAUUUGGUGCAUCGAUAAGUUGUGCAACAUGGGAAAGAUUUGCAACAGCCCUACACUGGAUUAUUCAGAAUGAGUCUCGCAAUCCUCAUAUUCUGCAUUACCUUGAUGAUUUUCUUUUUGCUGGCAGUGAAAAAUCGGAUCAGUGCAAAGCUACACUUGCCUUGUUUAAGCAAAUUUGUCAAGCUAUUGGUGUACCCCUAGCUUUGGAAAAAACCACUGAACCUAACACUAUCAUAACAUUUUUGGGCAUUGAAUUUGAUACUAUUAACAUGAUCAUGCGGCUCCCCAAAGACAAGCUACACAACCUCAAAGAAACCAUUGACCUUUUUCUCCACAAGAAAAAAGCCACUCUUAUAUCUGUUCAGUCACUCAUCGGCUUACUCAACUUCGCAUGUAAAACCAUCGCUCCAGGGCGUGCCUUUUGCAGACGACUAAUUGAUGCAACUGUAGGCAUUAAAAAACAGCAUCACAAGGUCAGAAUCACCCAAGACAUUAAAUCUGACUUGGUAGUAUGGCAACAGUUCUUAAAAUUUUUUAACGGGAUUACUCUUAUAACUUCUGGCAUUUGGACAUCUGAUACCACAUUGCAAUUUUUCACUGACAGCGCAGGGGGGCCAAAUGGGGGAUUUGGUGUAUAUUUUGCAGGUAGUUGGGCACAUUCAAAAUGGCCAGCAGAUUGGGCUAAAUCAGGGGUGGUCAGAGACAUGACAUUUUUAGAACUAUUCCCAGUGUAUGUUGCACUCUCAUUAUGGUGCGAUAGACUCUCCAACAAUAGAAUUCUGUUUCAUAUAGAUAACAUGGCAGUGGUACAGAUACUCAAUAUGUCGACAUCCAAAUCACCAAGAGUUAUGAGGAUUGUCAGAAAGCUAAUCCUCAUUACUCUACAAUAUAACAUUAUAAUUAAAGCUCAGUAUAUACCCUCAAAACACAAUUCAGUAGCUGACAGUAUUUCUCGUUCGCAGUGGGGGCGAUUCAGGAAACUGGUGCCGGGUGCAGAUGUAUGGCCAACUCCAAUUCCCAACCAGAUCUGGCAGAUUUAA
Ostrea edulis (European flat oyster) is the source of this 1920-nucleotide messenger RNA. RefSeq lists its product as uncharacterized. The transcript has 2 exons. Bases 1 to 1920 code for a protein of 639 amino acids. Lineage: Eukaryota; Metazoa; Mollusca; Bivalvia; Ostreida; Ostreidae. The record is from RefSeq and is a predicted model, not a curated record.